Messenger RNA from Closterium sp. NIES-65, 2421 nucleotides. Lineage: Eukaryota; Viridiplantae; Streptophyta; Zygnematophyceae; Desmidiales; Closteriaceae. The record is from the annotation of a GenBank genome assembly.
AUGACUGGCAUGUCCACCAGUCCCGAGAUGACACUUGGCAGCGCACCAUCCAUGCCCGCCACCACUAUCACCACCGAUGCCUGCCGGAUCCUGGGGAGCUGCUCUCAUGCAUGCCCGUGUGCAUGCAUGCGGUGUUCAUGCAUGGGGUGUUCAUGCAUGCCCGUGUGCAUGCAUGCGGUGUUCAUGCAUGGGGUGUUCAUGCAUGGGGUGUUCAUGCAUGGGGUGUUCAUGCAUGGGGUGUUCAUGCAUGGGGUGUGCAUUCAUGCGGUGUUCAUGCAUGGGGUGUUCAUGCACGGGGUGUUCAUGCAUGGGGUGUUCAUGCAUGGGGUGUUCAUGCAUGAAGUGUUGUUGCAUGGGGUGUUCAUGCAUGGGGUGUUCAUGCAUGGGGUGUUCAUGCAUGGGGUGUUCAUGCAUGCGGUGUUCAUGCAUGGGGUGUUCAUGCAUGGGGUGUUCAUGCAUGGGGUGUUCAUGCAUGGGGUGUUCAUGCACGUGCAUGGGCAGGAGCACGGAGCAGCAGAGGGUAGCACGGAGCAGCAGGGAGCAGCAGAGAGCAGCAGAGAGCAGCAGAGAGCAGCAGAGAGAAGCAGAGAGCAGCAGAGAGCAGCAGAGCGCAGCAGAGAGCAGCGGAGAGCAGCAGAGAGCAGCAGAGAGCAGCAGAGAGCAGCAGAGAGCAGCAGAGGGCAGCAGAAAGCAGCAGAGAGCAGCAGAGAGCAGCAGAGAGCAGCAGAGAGCAGCAGAGAGCAGCAGAGAGCAGCAGAGAGCAGCAGAGAGAAGCAGAGAGCAGCAGAGAGCAGCAGAGAGCAGCAGAGAGCAGCAGAGAGCGGCAGAGAGCGGCAGAGAGCAGCAGAGAGCAGCAGAGAGCAGCAGAGAGCAGCAGAGGGCAGCAGAGAGCAGCAGAGAGCAGCAGAGAGCAGCAGAGAGCAGCAGAGAGCAGCAGAGAGCAGCAGAGAGCAGCAGAGAGCAGCAGAGAGCAGCAGAGAGCGGCAGAGAGCGGCAGAGAGCAGCAGAGAGCAGCAGAGAGCAGCAGAGAGCAGCAGAGGGCAGCAGAGAGCAGCAGAGCGCAGCAGAGCGCAGCAGAGAGCAGCAGAGAGCAGCAGAGAGCAGCAGAGAGCAGCAGAGAGCAGCAGAGAGCAGCAGAGAGCAGCAGAGGGCAGCAGAGAGCAGCAGAGAGCAGCAGAGAGCAGCAGAGAGCAGCAGAGAGCAGCAGAGAGCAGCAGAGAGCAGCAGAGAGCAGCAGAGAGCAGCAGAGAGCAGCAGAGAGCAGCAGAGAGCAGCAGAGAGCAGCAGAGAGCAGCAGAGAGCAGCAGAGAGCAGCAGAGAGCAGCAGAGAGCAGCAGAGAGCAGCAGAGAGCAGCAGAGAGCAGCAGAGAGCAGCAGAGAGCAGCAGAGAGCAGCAGAGCGCAGCAGAGCGCAGCAGAGAGCAGCAGAGAGCAGCAGAGCGCAGCAGAGAGCAGCAGAGAGCAGCAGAGAGCAGCAGAGAGCAGCAGAGAGCAGCAGAGAGCAGCAGAGAGCAGCAGGGAGCAGCAGAGAGCGGCAGAGAGCGGCAGAGAGCGGCAGAGAGCAGCAGAGAGCAGCAGAGAGCAGCAGAGGGCAGCAGAGAGCAGCAGAGAGCAGCAGAGAGCAGCAGAGAGCAGCAGAGAGCAGCAGAGAGCAGCAGAGAGCAGCAGAGAGCAGCAGAGAGCGGCAGAGAGCGGCAGAGAGCAGCAGAGGGCAGCAGAGAGCAGCAGAGCGCAGCAGAGAGCAGCAGAGAGCAGCAGAGAGCAGCAGAGAGCAGCAGAGAGCAGCAGAGAGCAGCAGAGGGCAGCAGAGAGCAGCAGAGAGCAGCAGAGAGCAGCAGAGAGCAACAGAGAGCAGCAGAGAGCAGCAGAGAGCAGCAGAGAGCAGCAGAGAGCAGCAGAGAGCAGCAGAGAGCAGCAGAGAGCAGCAGAGAGCAGCAGAGAGCAGCAGAGAGCAGCAGAGAGCAGCAGAGAGCAGCAGAGCGCAGCAGAGCGCAGCAGAGAGCAGCAGAGCGCAGCAGAGAGCAGCAGAGCGCAGCAGAGAACAGCAGAGCGCAGAGGUGGUGCGUGCAUGACAUGCCUGGGUGAUGACGCGGUGCAGCCCCGCCACACCCACGUCAGCGAUGAGACCCACCGGCACACCCAUGAGCUCCAGAGUCACCCUCGCCUCCUGCACGUGAGCAUAAGGGCAUGCAGGCAUGCGGUUGGUGGGAGCUGCUGGCGGGCGAGGAAACCAGAGGAAAACGCAUCACUCGAAACCAUGACAGCCCGUGCAUUUCUUACUCCUCCCCACGCUUCUCCACUCACCUUCCACCUCUCUUCUCUCCUCACUUCUGUCCUCUCUUCUCUCCUCACUUCUGUCCUCUCUUCUCUCCUCACCUCUGUCCUCUCUUCUCUCCUCACUUCUGUCCUCACUUUUCCCUAA